Pseudozyma hubeiensis SY62 is the source of this 954-nucleotide messenger RNA. Its product is annotated as potential oxidoreductase. NCBI's taxonomy places the organism in Eukaryota, Fungi, Basidiomycota, Ustilaginomycetes, Ustilaginales, Ustilaginaceae. The record is from RefSeq and is a predicted model, not a curated record. Bases 1 to 954 code for a protein of 317 amino acids. The transcript has 2 exons. Gene Ontology annotation, molecular function: oxidoreductase activity, acting on the CH-OH group of donors, NAD or NADP as acceptor.
AUGGCCGUAGCGAUCACCUCGAAAACAACGCAAGUUCUCAACGCAACGAAAAUGGCAAUCGAGCUGCAGACAGCAACUGUCCUGGUCACUGGCGCCAAUGGCUUCGUCGGCUCUCACGUUGUAUCACUGCUCUUGACGAAAGGCUACAUUGUGCAUGCCACGGUGAGGCGCCAGGAAGCCGCGAACGAUUUGGUGGCCACGUUCGCCUCCGACAAACUUCGCGUCUUCGUCAUCCCAGACUUAAGCGCAGAAGAUGACUUGGAUGAAGCGAUCCGAGGAUGUCAGUAUGUGGUCCACGUUGCUGCGCCCGUUCCGGCCAAAGAUGCUCCGGCUGCAAUCAGCAUCGACGCCGACGUUCGCAGACUCGAAAGUGUCAUGAAGACCGCUUCCCGCCAUGGAUGCAAGAGAAUGGUCCUAACCUCCAGCAUGUCGACGCACUUGGACAUCGGUGCACCGAUUCUCAACGAAUCGACAUGGUUCACUCCAGACCUGGCUACGACCAAACCGUUCUUGCAGUACAUGUCUUCCAAAACGAUGACCGAACGCCGAGCGUGGGAACUCUCUUCGAGCUUCAACUUGCCACUGACGACAGUGGCACCGGUGUACAUUGGCGGUCCCACCAUCAUCAAAGGACAUGAUCCGCGAUUGCCCGCCACAAACCAAGAUCUGUUGCGAUGCAUCCAGGACGAGUCCCGGUCCAAGGUGCCAGGCUGGAUCGAUGUGCGAACCGUAGCUCACCUCCAUGUACUGGCCCUCGAGACUGACGGAUUGGAUGGACGCAGAACACUAGCAUGCACCCACGAUCGAGGUAUCGUCAAGAUGGACUGUUCGCAGAUGAAAGCGCUCCUGGCUAAGGAGCCUUCAGCGCUUAUCGAGUACGACCGUACCAAGCGCGAUCUGCUCGAGCAGAUCCACACGUUUGGCUCGGCACACACUUCAACUGUGACAGUGUAA